Aureobasidium pullulans EXF-150 is the source of this 333-nucleotide messenger RNA. RefSeq lists its product as uncharacterized. The annotation marks the transcript as partial. Gene Ontology annotation, cellular component: U2-type spliceosomal complex. Gene Ontology annotation, biological process: mRNA splicing, via spliceosome. The record is from RefSeq and is a predicted model, not a curated record. The transcript has a single exon. NCBI's taxonomy places the organism in Eukaryota, Fungi, Ascomycota, Dothideomycetes, Dothideales, Saccotheciaceae.
AUGGGUGGCGAUUUGAACUUGAAGAAGUCAUGGCACCCCGUGCUCAUGUCCAACCAGAAGCGCGUGUGGGAAGAGGAAAAGAAGGCGCUGGAUGAGCGCAAGAAGAUCGACCAGGUGCUCAAGGAGCGUGCCGAAGAACGUCAAAUCCAGGAACUACAGCAAAUGCAAGAAGCCGCUGGCGGCAAGAAGCGUGUCGACAGGGUGGACUGGAUGUACGGCGGUCCUGCCGAUGGUCAAAAGGGAACCACUGAGGAGAUGGAGUCAUACUUGCUCGGAAAGCGAAGACUGGAUGGACUUGUCAAGAGAGAUGCAACCGAGGCUAUGCAGAAGGCU